Molecule: messenger RNA, 2273 nt
Organism: Diatraea saccharalis (sugarcane borer)
Lineage: Eukaryota; Metazoa; Arthropoda; Insecta; Lepidoptera; Crambidae
Source: the annotation of a GenBank genome assembly
AUGAAGGCUAUCUGCGUGUUACUCUGCAUAGCGUUAGCCCGGGACAGCGCCGGCAACAUCUUCCAACAGCGUCGUAAUAAACCAGAAAUCCGACGAUACUUAAGCCAUUCCAACGAAAACGUCGACCAAUAUGAAAACGAGCCUGUGUAUCAACAAAAUCAAUACAAGAAUAACCAAUUCAGGGAGUGGAGUGCCGAAGAACAUCUAGCCAAGCAAAGGAAAUACGACUAUCCUCAGUACCACCAAAGAAAUUAUAAACAACCCCAGUCCCGAUUCAGUGAACAGGCUGAGCACCAGUACAAACAACAAAAAGCUAUUGAACAUCAGUACCCUUACCAGGAACCCGUAGAAUACCAAUACCGAUUCCAGGAGCCUGUAGAACACCAAUACCGAUUCCAGGAGCCUGUGGUACACAUGUACCGAUACCAGAAGCCAGCACAACAAAAAUACCACAAGAAUAACUACCACAACACCAAGACCUCUCACAUCUACCAACCAGAAGAUGAUAAUGACUCGAAAUAUGAACAGGAGAUAAGUCGCUAUGCCGAUGCUGUUUCUGAGUCAAAGGAAAUCGAAGACGUCGUUCAAAGGUUGAACUUGCCUAAUGCUGACCAGCACGCAUUACCUAAGUUUGCUGAUAUGGAAGCAGUUUCUAACGUCUUCACAUCAAACAAAAACGAAGAGUCCAUGUACGGUGACGCCGUUGUAUGGAGGGGUAUCCAAGUGGCAGCUAACCCAGAAAACCAUAUCUCAGAAAAAGAUAUCCAGAAAUUUUACAUUGAAGCUCAGAAGGCUACGAAGCAUAUCGACCGUGACACCAAAACCACGUUCCAUAGGAAUGUAAAUGUCGCAAUUAAUACUGAAAAUGAAGACACUCACCUUAAUGCUACACAACUGCUUAAGAAGUACCAAUACCCGGUGGAGGAGCACACCAUCAAGACUGAAGACGGAUAUUUACUUACACUAUUCCGCAUUCCACCGAAGCAGGUGACCAAUGAAGACAAACAGAGACCAGUCGUUUUCCUGAUGCAUGGCUUGCUCAGCUGCGCUGAUGACUGGCUAUUGAUGGGUCCACAUGAAUCCCUUGCUUACCAACUUUCGGACGCUGGCUACGAUGUCUGGCUCGGCAACGCACGUAGCAGCAGAUACGCCCACCAUGUCAGCAAGCACCGCAUGAAUCCCGAUUUCUGGCAGUUCAGCAACGACGAAAUCGCUCUAUACGAUUUACCAGCAAUGAUCGACUAUGUCCUUCAGACGUCCAACCAACAGAAGAUGGUCUACAUUGGUCAUUCACUCGGAACUACAGCUUUCUUCUCCCUCGCUGCCGCUCGUCCAGUAUACAACAACAAGAUCGUGGUGAUGUACGCUCUGGCACCUAUGACAUAUAUGAGCAAUGUUCGCAGCCCCUUGAUGCGCAUGAUCGCACCCACCAGCGAGCUCUACGACAGCUUGAACCAACAACUCGGCCGCGGUGAAUUUAAGCCCAGCAAAGAAGUAGUACGAACGCUCGGCGGCGAAAUGUGCCAGAAGGAGAUUGAAUGCAGACAUCUCUGUUCCAACGUGUACCCAGUGAUGACGGGCGUCAAUGUAGAACACUUGAACACCAGCAUUAUUCCGUUGAUCCUGAGCCACUUGCCCGCUGGUGCGUCUACCAGGCAAAUUAAGCAGUACGGUCAAUCGGUGGCAUCUCAUGACUUUAGAAUGUACGAUUUCGGUGCAGAGCUCAACAAGAAGGUAUAUGGUGAAACUCAGCCUCCGAAAUACGAUAUGACAGCGGUCACCGCACCUGUCGCUCUGUACUACAGUGAAGACGACUGGCUCUCUCAUCCCAAGGACGUGCAGAGGUUGAAAGAGGAUCUCCCCAACGUCACUGAGGAAUACAAAAUACCCCAGGAAUACUUCACUCAUAUGGACUUCCAGUUCUCCAACCAGGCUCAUGACGUCUACGUGAAGUUGAUCGAAUCGAUCCAGAAAAACUACCCUUAUUAGGUUAAUAAAUUAAUAUUAACUAGGAACUUGACUUAUAUAAUAUGUACAAAUAAUAAAUUAUACCCAUGUAUGUUAAGUGUACGACUCAUUAAUUACAAUAAGAUGUAUUAUUUUGUAUUUCACUGAAACUUAAAUAAAGCCGUCCUUUUUAGUACAUAUCUACUAUUUUUAUUUAUUACUCUUUAAUCUUCUCGUCUUCAGGUUUUCAGUACCUCAAAACUUUUUUUUAUCAGUAUCAUAUGCUAGCCACAUACAUACACAAGUUUUGAAAUAACCUUUUUGAU